Mya arenaria is the source of this 3042-nucleotide messenger RNA. Its product is annotated as ER membrane protein complex subunit 10-like. Gene Ontology annotation, cellular component: EMC complex. Bases 13 to 711 code for a protein of 232 amino acids. The record is from RefSeq and is a predicted model, not a curated record. Lineage: Eukaryota; Metazoa; Mollusca; Bivalvia; Myida; Myidae. The transcript is spliced from 7 exons.
CAUGCAUUAAAGAUGGCUGCGCCCAUGGAAAAUAUGAUUGUUUUGACGGUUCUGGCUUUUAUAAGCCUCACUGCGGGUUUUGAAGAUGAAUUUGAAGGCUCUCGAACACUAAGUUUGGAACAUUCUUUCGAUCAAGGCCUUGAUCCUGUGUUUACAAAGCGUGGAACACUCGUCAUCAAAUCUGUCCAGUCUAAGAGGGCCACGUUUUCUCAGAGUGCUCCUCUUUCCAAGGAUGAUAGACAGCUUCUCAGGAGCACUGUUGAUGAUGAUGGAAUGUACAGGGUGCGGAUUCCAAUUCGAGAGACAGAGGAGGGAACUGUUUAUGUCUCCAGCUUUACAAGGGCUUGUGCAAUAUACGAAUCAUCCCUGAGUGACACAUUGAUAGUUUCCGUGGACCAGUCAGGAGAAGUAUUAGGUGUUUCCAUGGCAACCACAGGUAACUGUGAGGGCUUACAAGUUCCGACAUCAAAUCUGACAGACUGGAGAACAAGAGUGGAACUCUCUGUUACAGUGACUGGGCCAGCACCUGAUACACAGAGCUACAUUGAGAAACUGAAGCGAGAAGAGCAAGAGAAAACCAAAGGUGGCAAGUCAGAUGACCGAUCAUUCUUUGCUAAAUAUUGGAUGUACAUUGUGCCGUUCGUGAUCAUUAUGUUUGUUAUGCAGUCUAUGGACCCAAACCAAGGUGGCGGUGGGGGAGGUGGCAGUUAAUAGAAAAAAUAAUUAGGAUAAAGAUUGUCUGUUUUUCAAAGUAUUUUCAUAUAAUUGGUGAUGUCGUUGGCAAGUUUUUUAGUACAACCCUGGCAUAUUUAACUUACUAGGCUCAAAGGUAGAAAAUGGUUAUAUUUCACAAUUUUUGAAAGACUGAAAAUGAGCAAGGCCCACAACUCCAGCUUUACGAAAAGUCAGUUUAUCUUACGCCCCUUUAUUGAUGAACAAACAGACCAGCAUUGAUAUCUGUCGACUGUGCUCUUGUCUUAAGUUAAAUUACAUCAUCCAAUAUAUGUUUCCAUUUAACAAUUCCAUUAAUAAAAUCAUGUUAUAAGGUACCUGUAGUUAGUCAUCCAUUUUGUUCAUAAGGGAUUAAAGAAUGAUCGAGUAUUGUCGAAAAUUGAUCUUUAAUGAUUGAGGUCGAUGAUAAUCAAGUGCUUUAUCUCGGAGUCAACUAUCACUAUUUAAACAUAUUCUCUAAAAAAAGGAAAUGUUGUGGACAAACAGUAUAAGUUGUUUUUUGUUUUCAGCUUAACUUUUCAACCUUAACAUGGAAAAAUUAAUUCCAAAUAACAAUAUACAGCAUGAUAAUUGCUUUUAUUCAAUGAUAAGAACUCUUGUAAACAUGAAAUAAUUCAGCUUUCUGUUCUUUUAUAGUUUAUAUAAAUGGUUGAUAUUUCUAGAAACUUCAUUUCGAUUAUACAAUCUAAAAUUUAUCAAAAGGCUAUGACCGAUUUUUUUCAAACGAUCAAUUAGGGUAUGAAUUUAAACCUAUUUUCAAUCCACUGUUCAUAUUUAUAUGUGUUCAAUGAAAUAAUGUUACUGUAUUGCACUUUCAUAAUAUAACAAGGUACAACUGUAAUGUGCUGAGCCCUCGAUGAGCUUAAUAGAAUUGUCAUGUAAUUUCCCCUUUUUGUCAACUUUGAUGUAAAUCGUCUUAUUUAUAUUCGUAUGUGUGUAAACAUUUUUGUCAUGUAAAGUAUGUUUAAAUAUUUCCACUUUAUUUAUAAAUAUUCAGAGUAUACUAGAAAACUGCUCUGUAUGAAUUUCACAUUUUGCAAAAGAGGUUGGGAAACACUACUUGUAAGAACAAAUUGCUUGUGAACUACUUUUUGGGUGCUUAACGUCAUUCAGGUAUCUGUAGAAUAUACGGUGUAAAUGAGUGUAAGGUUUUAAAUGCCAGUCAAUAUGGAACUACUUUUUGGGUGACACGUCAUCCAAGUUUGUAAUCUAUAUGUCAGUCGGAACUCCUCGGCCAUUUUCAUUGUAUAUUUAGAUGGAUGGUUUACAAUGUAAGAAUUCUUUACCUUUUACUGUACUGCAAGUAGAUUGCGUAGUAAUUUCAAUUCAGCAGCUAAACCUCAGAACUUUACUCUUCAGAAAUAUUAAUUAUUUAUGCGAUAAUACACUUCGUAGGUAAUCAAUUUGAUCUUAGUUGAUUUCACAUUAAAACACUACAUUUAUUCAUAUUAUUAUUAUUUAUUUUAUGAACUACUUCUACUGAUGUACCCACAUAUAUCUGACAGUGUUUUUAAUGGAAUAUGGCUGAGAAGUUCCGAUUGUUUAAAUGAAUGUAAAGUUAAAAACACCCAGUAAAUAUUGAUGUAACAUGUGCUGGAUCUAUGUUACCGGAACACAGGAAUAUAAUUUUUUAUGUGUAGGCUGGUGCAAAUCAAGUUUAAAUUUUUUGAUUCCACACAUGGUCACACCUGUAAUAAAAUAUACUUGUGUGAGAUAGCCACAUGUACAAAUAAAAGUGCAUUAAAUGUUUUGCAACCAGAACCUGCGUAUUUUUUAAUAAGAUACAUGCAUGUAUAUAGUAACGUAAGAGUAGAAUCUGUCAUAGAUUUUAUCUUCCAGUAGAGUCAAUGAAACAUUAUUGGCCCCAUUGUUUCGAACUUUGUUAAAGUUAAUAUUUUGAUUAUCAAUAUCGUUUUCAACUUUUAAAAGCCAAACAUUUUAUGAUGUACUCAUAUGUUUAAAUAAAACAAAUACAGCUAAAACAGUUGUCUCAAAUUUUGUAAGGAAGACCAAGGUCACAAAGAUCUUAAUCAAACUGCCUAAUGUUUUCAAUACUGUCCAUUUUGGCUCACAUGUUAUCAUAACCAUUUAACUACCCUGGAAUUCAUUCAAAAUAGUUAAAGCAGCAAUUUCUGAAUUGUACUUCAUUUGUAACUUGUUACAUAAAUUAUAUGUUGGUUUGCAAGCAAGAAUAUUGAAAGAACACCUGUUUUAUGGCAUGGCAUAUAUGUCCUAUGUAUUGAUACCUGUGUGAAGUUAGAAUGUCAUUAAAUGUCAAAUGUGAAAUAAAGUACAAAACUACUCAACAAA